Messenger RNA from Iphiclides podalirius (scarce swallowtail), 279 nucleotides. Lineage: Eukaryota; Metazoa; Arthropoda; Insecta; Lepidoptera; Papilionidae. The record is from the annotation of a GenBank genome assembly.
AUGCAGAGGACGGACCGGAUUGCGAACGAAAGCCCCGCCGAGGUGGACACGCGUUCUAACUCGCGCAGGACAAUACGCGAUCUCGAGUUGUUUCGAAAGAAUGUCCCCCUUUUUUAUGGAAAAGGAGACAAUCGAGCAAUCGGGUCGCGUGACAUUCGCGGCAUAAAAGGCAUCCUUCUGUGGGAAGGCGCGGACGCUCGAACAGCGACGACACCGGGACGACACCGCGACGACGCCGAAGCGACAUGGGACGACACCGAGCCGCAAUCAAGAGUCAAU